AUGGCGGUCUGUGUAGCUGUCAUAGGAAAAGAGGUAUUUCGGUUCAUUUUGGGUGAUUAUGAAAACCUUUUUUUUUCUAUUGAAGAUAUGCCGAUCUUGCUUUAGAAUUACCCGCUAUUUCUACGGACGGUUUCUCCUGAAGAAGAGCUUAAAUUUCACUACACGGUACACACUUCGCUUGAUGUUGUAGAGGAGAAGGGUAAGUUUAAUUGAGUAAAGUGAUUUACUUGCAUGAAGUGUGGAGAUUCCCUCAUGUUUUGUUAAAAGGGGCGGGGGAAGGGGCUCUAAUUUUCGUAAGAUUUCCGUUUAACCCCAUAUAUUUAUUUUGCAAACAUGUUUUGACUCUAUUCAUAUUAAACUAUUUGCGAAAAAAGCAUAAAAUUAUUGGUUCCUUCUGUGAGUACCGGAGCACAGAUUACGUAAUACAAUAGUAAUAAAAGACAGGAAACAAAACAACUCCAAAUAAAGACUAAUCCCAAGUGACCAAAAAUACAAAGCUUUCCGGUACCUGCAGAAAGACCCAAAUUAUUGCAUUCAUGAGAAAUGUGUGGGGUCAGCCGGAAAUCUUACCUGAAUUUCUUUAAAGUAGCUGAUAAGAUUUGGACCCUUCGGAUAUUUUUUCAAAGUUGCCAACAAAUAAAACAACAGUCAGUCCAGAUGUUAGCCUGAAUUUCAUCCGAUUGCUUAAGUCGUUUUCUCCUCUCAGCAACGUCUGAAUCGACUAGCCUGUGAACAGGCCUUUGGUCGAGCGGGGAACUGGGGAGAGGGAAAAGGGAAAAGGCCUGUAGACAAACACUUGGGACUGCCGUUCCACGGCACCGGCUGUGCAUCAGAUCCUGAUGCAAGAUCCUAUUGGCGAGAACACUGACUGUUGACAGGUCUGAUUGACAUCGGCUUUUCGGUCGGCACAUAGCACGCGAUCUGAUCACAAAGUGGCAAUAACAAAACAGUCCAAAGACUGUUAAGCUAGCAGGGUUGUCACUAAGGGCCGGAGGGCCGGGGAUUUCCCCCGGCUACUCAGAGCAUGAUCCCCGGCUACUUUCGUCGUUAAAUUAAACCAAACGAGCACACCUUUGAAGCACACAAAGACUAUCCAUCAAACUAAAGUUUCAUCUGCGGCAGGUUUAAGUAAUUUUGAAAUACUCGCGUGGAAAAACUAAGAAAUGUCGGAAAAAAAACAUCUGAGCAGACUUAGAUUUGGUACUAGUACACACACGCACGGCAACGAGAACGCAAUAGGUUUAUUGAGUAAAACAACUAGUUUGCACGUGCAUCAUGCUUUUUUGUACAUUUCUUGCCGUCACUGCACGACUACGACGUGAAAGUGCCUAGUUUCACAUUUUAUGGAGGAUGUAAACAAGCAACGACAAACUUUUCUUUCUCUUUCUAAACUUGAGUGCGGUCCCAAAGAAGUCAAGUCCUGGGAAAUUGGCCUACAUUAGCUAUUUUCAGUGAAUUGAAAUAAACACGACAAAGUUGGAAAAAAUGCCAAUUGAUUUUAAAGAGGACUUUUUCGCUGCUGUCACCUUGUCGAUGCUAAAAGUUCUUAGUUUCAACUGUUGUGUUGGCUUUGUGUUGAACAUGUCAAAAAAGUGGCAAAGGAAUCUGCACUCUUUGUUCACAAUGAAAGACCUGAGCAGAUCUCUGUUGACAUCACAGAAGAAGUUGAGGCUUCAUCCGAGCAUUAAAUCUCUCUGAUGCUGAUGUUGAUGAUAAUGGGGAUAAUGAUGAAGGUUUUGAAGAUGAAGACUAUGACUGAUUGCUGUGUUUAAUAAAUUGACAUUUAAGUGACCAGGCUGUAGGUAUCGAGUAUAUAAAAUAACGAACGGUCAACGGGAAAUGUUCGAUCAUUGUCUGCAGGUCAUGAUCACAUCCUCUCAGUUCUACUUCCAAGAAGUUAUAUAUAGAAGGGAAGUUGAGCAUUAGUAUUAAAUUUGCAUUCUUCUUCUCGAGUCACGUUUUGACAUCUCAGCGUCAUUUAUAAAGUAUUAGUCCUGUCUUUUAAACGCUUUUCCGUAGGUCAGUUUCUUCGUUUGUUAAGUGAUGUGUCGUUCCUAAAUUUGAGACCACUAAUGUUACCAGUUGUGCAGUUUAGUUUUGCCAUAUUUUAUCCCGUGACUUUUCGUAUGUUAGGCUUGUUUUGGCCUUAUCAUACUUUUAUUUUUCAACAAAGCAUAGUCACCUUAUGUUUAUGAUGAUUUUUGUACAUUCAUCGUCCGCUUGUCUUCUUUCCGCUUCUCCGUGGGUUAAUUCAUUUGUAAUAUUAGUUUUACUUUUGUUUUCCGUAAGUUGUUUUGUUCUUACAUAUAACUAAAUGAAGAUUUACAAUUAAUUUUACAGCGCGUGUUAUUUCAUUUGCACCAUAUAAGAAUCGAUUGUCCUUUCCACAUUUUUAACAUUUGUAAAGUAUCGUUGUGAUUUAACACUUCACUGGCCAGCAUGCGCCUUGUCUUCAUGAAGAUAAGACUGCGCGGGUAACAUGACCGGUGCCUACCUGUCAUUUUUUUCAGACCUGGUGCUUACAUGUAUAUUCCCAUUUGGCGGCCACUAAAAAAAACCUCCAACAAGCCUUUACGUAAAGUUAAAACUUAUUAUUUUAGUGUCUCAGAAUGUUGUAGUUUUUUUUUAAUAAAGAUGUGAUCAUCAUAAAACCGCUAAUGAUAGCUGUACUCUUGGUGAAGAUUGUUUUUUUGGGGUGGUAAUGCCUUUUGAAAAACGGUAGAAGUUGCACUUCAAAAACUUCGGGGAGGGGGGGGGGGGGCCUUCCCCGGCUACUUACAACAAGUACCCGGCAACUUGAAAUCUUAGUGACAACCCUGAGCUAGCUUAUUCAAAAGCUAUCAAUCAAAAGACUCACACUAUCUUUAGAAAAACACUAAGCUGGAGUUUACUGAGUCACAAUGCAAUUCCUCAUAGUUGAUGUAGCUUCGGUUUAAGCUGCACUUCAAUCUUAUAAUUUUGGAUCUGUACACUGUAAAUCACUAUCCAUGAUAAUUUUUGUAAAAACGUUCCGCAAAGAAAACUAGCAAGCUGAGCCUGUGAUAGAACAUUGCAGAAAAACAUUACAUUCACGAACUAAAGAAAAUCGCUUAGUUAUUCAGAUCCAGAAGGCAUUUUGGAGAAAAGUAAGACCCUUAUUUAGCCGCAAUAAAAAGCUUUACGCUUCAAAAGAGGUAAAAACAGAAAAUAUUCGUGCAUCAGAGAGCAAAUCCUGCCAACCAGAAAUAAAAACCACAGUAAAUUGAUAUGUAUGCCAUGACCUCUCAGUGUGAAACAAGAGGCUAAAAUCACAUUUGCUCAGUGAAAAUGUAGAACCUUCCAGAGCAUAAUCUACCCAGCAGAGAAAAAAACUUAUGUGAACAAGCAGCAUUUUGGCAUGAGGUAAAAGUCGUGUAGGCCUACCACCACCUUUUAUGCUAUAAAUACCCGAAGGUGCAAUUCCUGUCGGCGAUCGAAGCACUGCUGAUCUUUUUGUACUUGUCUUUGGAGCUUCACGUUCUGAAGAAGUCAUGAUAGUAUCUGUACCUUUCACAUUCCAAGUUCGCUCAUUGCAGGGGCUUGUUAAAUUAGAAACUGAACUAGCAAGACACACACAAGUUAAGCAGCUUAAAUCCGAAAAGCUUUCUCUUUGCUCAAGGGGAAAUCUUAAGGAUUCAAAUGCUUGCACUGGUACAACGCUCUCUUGACCACUGCACCAAAGACCGGCACCGUAAUAAUUCUCUUACCGGAGAUCAACAACUUUUUGCAAAAUCAACAAUGAGGCUUGUGCUCCAUUUCACUCUGUUUUCAGACGGAGCAAAACACCACUCAUUUCCCGUUAACUUUCCCGGGAGUUACUCACACGCGAAAUUGAUUUACAGAUAUAACGAUCUUACUGACAGAUGACCGGCAGGAUAAUGACAAGAGGGCGGAAUAGCGGCCUCAAAUGAUUGUCUACAGGCUCUCUCCCCUCUUUCCCUUUCCUAUCCUCGCUAUUUUUUUCCCAAACAGAGAGCCUGUUCACAGGCUAGAAUCGACCAGCCGUUAAUACCGUCCAGUGACGUCACUACUACCUGAAAACCGGGUAGUGAUUUUGAUUGGCUGAUUGUCUAAAUGGGAUUGUCGCUCGAUAUUUAGUGGAUCGCAUCAGUGGCAUGCUUGCAUGGAGCUCAAACAGUUCUAUAAUCUUUAUCAUAAACAGCAAAAUUUCCUCUUCAAAACUGAAUUGCUAAAUUUAUCUGCGAAUGAAGAAUCAUUGCGGUGAGUCGGUAAGGUUUUCAUUUAGAACCACUUUGUGGUUUCUACAGUGAUUUUGUUUAUGCAAAGUUUCUGAGACCAAUAAUUUCAUGUUGUCAUUCAACCUUCUUUCUAUUUUCACCGUCAAGUGCAAUGAUUCUGUUAGCUUUUCUUUCUUGUUUCCUUGUUUUGUUUUUUCUUCGUUAAGGACCAAAUAGCUUCUUUUCAAUUAAAGAAACUGUUGUGUUAUUUAACUAAGUGUUCUGUGUGUGUAUUUAUUGCAUUGCAUGAUGGCGACCAGGUUUGAAUUACAACCGGUUCAAAGUGCUGUAUGCAGUAGUUGAUAGUUUGAACGUUAAACAAGAAUUACGAUCGAAAAGAGUAAAGCAAUUUUGUCAGCUGUUUUGUAUCAUGUAGACAUUUCCAAACUAUAUUUUUUGGUUGCCACUUGAAAAUCGUGUUUUACUUUUUGCAAGAAUUAAAGCAAAGGAGUAGUGACGUCACUGCACGGCAUUAACGGCUGGUUGAUUCAAACGUUACUGAGGGAGUAACAACAACUCGAAGUAAUCAGAUUAAAUUCAGGCUACCCAGACGUAGUGUGUGUCAACAACAUGGACAAAAUCAGAUCGAUCGGAGCGAGACUAAGGGUCGAUGAUAUUCUACUGUGGAGGAAUUAAAAAAUAUGUAAUGUUUCAAAUAAAUGUAUCUUUAACAAUUAUUCCUCAAGCCCGAAUGGGCUUUGAGUCAAUAGCCCAUGAGGCUGAAGUCGGAAUGGGCUAUUGACUCAGAGACCAUGAGGGCGAGAGGAAUAAUUGUUUUAGUAAAAUCCAACUAGUGGGUCUAAAAUAUCGAGAAUAAAAAAAUUUUAGCUAGUUAAAGCCAGACUUUAAUCCUUUUUUGAUGCCAAAAAGCCCAUGCUUUUCGUUACUAAUGGGCUAUAACAUAUAGCCUAGUAGUAGCUCAACCAAUCAGAUCGCAGCAUUGAUAAAAGACCACUGGUUGGAUUUUACUAAUUACCAUUAUCUCUUUGUGUAUUGACUGACCUGGUUUAUUUUCCCCCUAAAAUUGUCUUUUUUCUUAUCGAAUCUGACACUUUUGUAGCCUGAAUUUCAUCCAAUUACUUCAAGUCAUUAUUGCUCCCUCAAGAGGAGAAAACGACUCGAAGCAAUCGGAUGAAUUUCAGGCUAACACUUUUGUGAGCUACCACAUUUAAAACCCUACCAUCAAACUAGUUUUAUUUUGACUGCUAGGCUCUUUUAGAUCAAUAGUAGGUUUUUAAAUGUGGUGGCUUGCAAGAGUGUCAGAUUCGAUAAGAAACAGAAUUUUUUGGAGAAAAUAAACCAGGACAAGUCAAAACAACAAAGAGAUAAUGGUAAAGACACAUUUAUUUGCAAUAUUACAUACUUUUAAAUUCCUCUUCAGUAGAAUAUUUCCGACUCUUAGUCUAGCUCUAAAUUGAUCUGAUUUUGUCUAUGUUGUUGACACACACUACCUCUGGGCUGCCUGUGAUAAGGCAAGUACCCUUUGUAUUUCAUUUUUGAAAGGGUACCAACUGUAACAAACAUUAUUUCCUGAUUGGCUGAUAUCCUGCAGUUAAUUCUUCAUAACCAACUAGCGUUGACCAAAUUGGGAAGAUAUUUGUGAUAUGUGGAAAAAGACGUCACAUUUUAGUACAGCUUAAAUGCUAAACAAAUUGGUGGCAACUGAGAAACCCAAAGGUUGGAACCUUUUGCAUGUUUUGCAAAGAAGAAAUUGCCAAACUACUGCCUAAAAACAUCGCAAGAAUAAGAACUCAACAGAUGACAUGUGCUAUUUAUAAAAUAGCUGCUGGACUCAGUACAUAAAACAUCCUUUUUAUUCAUGAACGUUAUGAGAAAUAGGCAAAUAAAGACGGGAACUUGACAUUGGUGGAGGUAAGCACGUUGUAGCUUGUUUUUAAAGAAAUCGGGAAUCGGGAUUGGGGGGUGAUGGAUUUUCCUGCCAUUUUUAAGGGGUUGUGGGAGAAAAAAUGGAACGUCCCUUUGUAUCAAUUGUUAAAUAUUGUGUCUGGUUUAAAAAUCAAAAUAAAUGGCUGGGUUGAAUUCUCCUAUUUAGCGAGUAGUACUCUCCUCUACAGUAACAGAGAUACAUGUGUACACUCAGGCUGUCGCAAACGACAAAUAGCACGUGGGCAUUUUGACAUGAAUGUAAGCUUAACCAAUAGAUAAAAUCAGCAAUCACAGGAAAUUCCUGUGUGGCCAAACUAUGAGCGAUAAAAGAAUAGGAUCGAGUAGAUUUACGACCAGUUUUUUGUGACAGUGCGAGUGUCAGAGAGUUGUACCUGAGGUGAUCGAAUUGUGACUGUGAGAAUAAAUACCUUGAAAACAUUUUGUGAAUUUUGGAGAGCACUGAAGUAGAGCGGACAUUCUCCAAAAGGCAAUCCCCUUACACAGGCUGUUAAAAGAUUAGGUUUUUGAAAUUGUUUUGAUUGAAAGUUUCACAGAGCUGUUUUAGUUAUGAUUUGUAACUCUAACAUUGUGUUUAACAUAUUUAGUGUCAUCACUUACUAAAAGUUCCAAUGACCCUCGAGAGCUCUACCUUGGUUUGCUAUAUCCAACAGAAGACUAUAAAGUGUAUCCUUUACUAGAGUUUUACAACUGAAGGACAAUGGUCAUUCAGUAAGAAUUAUUAUUAUUUUGUUUGGUUUGUAUAUAAGAGAGAGAUGGCCCAUUAAAAAUUGAAAGAAAUAGACUGUCAAAAUAUCGCUAACUAUUACCUUAUCUUUUUCAUGCAUCAACAGCAAGUCUGACCUAAGUGUUUUGUUGGAUUUGAAAACAGCUCCUAUGCAACAAUAUGUUGUAGGCAAAAGGCAAAAAGGUUUAGAUAACCUGAAGGGACCUGAACUGCUGUAGAUUUUGUUUUAGUUAGGAUUUCUUUAUCAAAUGUCUGGUUUCAAUGUGGAUACAUCUAUCAGAAAAGAGCAGAGGACAAAUGUUACAGGUCCAAUUCAAUUUCAGGUUAAUUUUGAUUUAAUCUAGGUUGAUUCUCAAAUUCCUUGUCUCCUUACUCUAGGAGACGAUGGGGAAUCAACCUAGUUUAAAACAUUUUAAUCUGGAAUCAAAUCUUACCUGUAACAUAAAUGCUUCUUUUUCCUGGAGAUAACCAAGCUAUGAGAUUUUUCUUUAGAUCGUAUGAGCACUUGAUUAAUAUUCUUAAUGUAUUGGCAUCAUAGUAAGAAAUUAAUUUUGUCACAGCUAAAUUAUUUCUUUCCCACCCUUUUUGUAACAAUGCCAACUUUUAAUUUCCUUGACCAAAAGUGAAAGAUAUGGUUAUGUAACAAAUACUAAGAUCAAGUUUGUAGUUGUUGUGGAAUCAGCUAACACUGCUUUAAGAGAUAAUGAAAUAAGAACAGUGAGUGAUGGCAUUAUCUACCUUUAUGUUAAGUUGUUUUUGGAUUAUAUUCUACAGUCAAACUUCCACUAAUUAGGUCAGUAACAGAGCAUAGGAGACUGGUGAUUUUCAGGAAGGCAUGUGAAACACUUUUUAAUUUUGUUAACGCUAAGCACUUAAAUUACAAGUGAAACAACAUCAAGGCUGUGCUCUAAGAAAAACUGAAGGGAGCCUGGCAGUGCUCUGAACCUGAAUAAUGUCUAGGGUGCCCAUGCGCGCAGCAUAUGAUUUGUGUCAAAAACAAAACAAUGCCAGAUUUUCCAGUUGCCUGAGAGCAAAAGUUGAGCACCAGGGGCCACCAGGCUCUGCAAGAACACAGCCAUGAACCUGAACUACCCUGGUUCUAUUUUUUCCAGCAAAAGAUUAGCAAUAACUACUUGUUGCAUUUUCUCCCAAGUUAUCACACACAUUUUGUUUUUCACACUGGUCUAUUUCAUUGGAGUUGGUGAAAGGAUUUCUGCAACAACGUUGUUUUACAGAUCAUGAAAUUGCAAAAGCUCGCACAAUGCCACGUGGUACAUUGCCGUUUCUAGUUGUCUGAAGUUUACCUUCACCAUUGAAGCUUUUGAUUUCUUAGGUCAUUUCUGUCCCUUUUUUGCUUGCAGAUGUUUCGGAAACUUCAUGUUGCUUAUACAGACAUGUUUUGCAAUCCUUUCUAUAAUCCUGGAGAAAACAUCACGUCAAGGUGGGAUCAGAAAAAAUAUCAUACUUUUGAAGUGUAAAAAUAAAGUUUACUUAUGUUGAUCUCCUAUUUUUUUCUGUAGAAUAUUUGAAAGGACUGUCUUAGGAAUGAUGAAGCAAGAUUGAUCAGUAUACAUUUGACUGUGUAAAUUUAUUUAAGACUCCUGAUCCUUCAGGAUUUAUGAUUUAGAGCCAUCCAUUCUGUAAAAUAGUAUCCAAGGCAUAGUAAUAAUCUUAUAAAACAGGGCAAUAAAUAGAAUGCUUUCUGUACUGCAUGCUGUCUUUCACAACAGGGCUUCUGUAGACUAUGAGCAGUCUCUCUCUUUUCUUCCGGGUCCGUCGAACAAAACGCCUGAGACACGCAAAUGACCACGCGCGUGACUGAAGGCGCGAGGCU
Molecule: messenger RNA, 8722 nt
Organism: Porites lobata
Lineage: Eukaryota; Metazoa; Cnidaria; Anthozoa; Scleractinia; Poritidae
Source: the annotation of a GenBank genome assembly